Molecule: messenger RNA, 795 nt
Organism: Echinostoma caproni
Lineage: Eukaryota; Metazoa; Platyhelminthes; Trematoda; Plagiorchiida; Echinostomatidae
Source: the annotation of a GenBank genome assembly
AUGUUCGAAAUUCCGAAAGGAAAGGAGAGUCAGAAAAUAGAUUUCAUGUUCUAUAGUGAGUUGUUUCAUAUGAAAUCGUUUCCGGAUACUGGUGCACAACUGACUGCGGUUUACGUGGAUCGAUUUUAUGGACAAACUGUAGACGGACGGUUGAACACUUUACGUACGGGGGAUCGUAUUUUGUCGGUCAAUGGAAAUUCAUUGCAGAAGUUGAAUGCGGAGCAAACCAAGGCGUUAUUGCAAAGCCGGCAUUCGGAAAGUAUGCGCCUAACCGUUCAAAGACUCCAUGAGGUUACUGAGGAGAGCGAGGCUACCGAUGAGACUUUGGAAAUGUCGACGGACUUCGGUACGGAUUCGGAAGAACAGUCGAUUGAGAAACUGUUAACCGAGGCCAAACAGAAAAUGCCUUAUAAAAAAUCGGCACACACGAAUGUGAACGGAAUCGAAUGUAAGCCGGAAAUCGAAAAUCUGUCCACAAUUCUCUCCAGUCUGCCACCACGUGAAAAGAUGAAUCCUUACGCCCAUGACGUGAUCGUUCGUUGGCUAUUGACAAAUCGCAUUUGCCAGCAAAUGCGCCGACGAAAAACUCAAAUAGGUGAUCACUUGUUAAAACAGUAUUUGGAGCAAAAACGGGCAGCUGAUUUGAAAACCGUGGAUCGGAGGGAUCCAAAAGGCACUGCGGACGGAUCAAGCGAAACCAGUAGGGAUUCCAGUGAGAGUACAGACGCGGAAACAUCGUUCGCGGAUUUGGAUGAUCUGUCGGUUAAACAUGGGGAAAACGGUGAGUACAUUUAA